GAUUAUCGUGCUUCCAACGCUGAAAAUGGCUCUCAAGGAGGAAUCGUGCAGCAAGUGCUUUGACGGUCGCCAGCUCGUCUACAGCCAUGACAGUGAAACCCUCAAGUGCAACAUGCGCUUUGCCGUGUACCUUCCCCCUGCUGCCGAGUCGCGCAAGGUCCCAGUUCUGUAUUACCUGUCGGGCCUGACCUGUACCGAGCAGAAUGUCAUCACCAAGGCCGGCGCACAGCGCAUCUGUGCCAAGCACAACAUUGCUCUCGUGUGCCCCGAUACCUCACCACGCGGCGUCAAUCUUGAGGGGGAAGACGAUACUUGGCAGUUCGGCACCGGUGCCGGCUACUACCUGAAUGCCACCCAGGAACCUUGGUCCAAGCACUACCACAUGUUCGACUAUGUCACCAAGGAGCUACCUGCCCUGGUAGAAAAGGAGCUGCCCGUGACCGCGACCAAGUCCAUUUUUGGCCACAGCAUGGGUGGCCAUGGAGCCCUCAUUUGUGCCCUGAAAUGUCCUGGCCAGUAUGCCAGUGUGACGGCCUUUGCCCCCAUCUGCAACCCCAGUGUGACGCCCGUGGCUUCAAAGGCCCUCAAGGGCUAUCUCGGUGACGACAAGGCAGCCAUGGAGGCUUACGAUGCCACCUGUCUGGUCGGCAGCUACAACGGCCCCAUGAUGGACAUUUUGAUCGAUCAGGGAACCAAUGAUGGCUUUUACAAGGAUAAAGACCUCGAGCCCGAAGCCUUUGUGCGCGCCGCGGCAGCCAACCCCAACAUUUCGGUUGUGUUGCGUAAGCACGAAGGCUACGAUCACGGCUACUACUUUAUCUCCUCGUUCAUGGAGGACCAUGUUGAUAUUCACGCGGCCGCCCUGAAUGAGGACGGCAGCGGAGCUGCCAACUAG
Messenger RNA from Monosiga brevicollis MX1, 895 nucleotides. RefSeq lists its product as uncharacterized. Gene Ontology annotation, molecular function: S-formylglutathione hydrolase activity. NCBI's taxonomy places the organism in Eukaryota, Choanoflagellata, Craspedida, Salpingoecidae. Gene Ontology annotation, biological process: formaldehyde catabolic process. The transcript has 10 exons. The coding region runs from base 26 to 895 and encodes 289 amino acids. Gene Ontology annotation, cellular component: cytosol. The record is from RefSeq and is a predicted model, not a curated record.